AUUCGCCGAGUCCUAAUCUAAUCUCUUAAUGCUCUGUACUACCUGAGCAACAAAUCGAGGAGAGAACCAUGACGACGCCGACAAGCGCAUAAGUAUUCCCCAUGUCGAUUUGCUACGUGGGAUCGAUGCCGUGAGCAUCCUUCCCACCCGUCCUCGCGUCGAUAUAAUGGGCAAGAAGAAACGCCUCCCGCAAUCCCUAUCCACUGGACGACCUCCAACAACUAGGCAAAGGCCAUUGUCCAUCUCAAGAAGGGAGACUCGGGCCCUCAUCAAUGCUCACCACACGCUCCAGAAGAAACGGCAACAAGCCCUAGCACGAAACGAUGAUGCGGCCGUAUUGGCCAUCGACGCUGAGAUUGCCGCUCUGGGGGGGAUUGAAGAAUACCAGCGGGCUAGCCUCCAAGGGCAGAGAAGUGAUCGUGGUGGUGAUAGCUCACGGCUGCUUCUUAAAUGGCUAGAGCCAGCUCGUGCUCGACUGACAGAGGCAACUUCUUCUUCUCGGCCAUUUCGAAUGCUAGAGGUCGGCGCUUUGAGCACAACGAAUGCAUGCUCGAGCAGUGGGCUCUUUCAAAUGGAACUGAUCGACCUCAAUAGCCAAGAGCCCAGUAUUCUCCAGCAGGACUUCAUGGAACGGCCGCUGCCCGAGAGUGACGAGGAGAGAUUCGACAUCAUCUCACUGAGUCUGGUUCUUAAUUACGUGCCCGAUGCCGCGUUGCGUGGCCAGAUGCUGCUCCGAACCUUGGAAUUUCUCCGUGAACCACCGCUAGAGUUGCGAGAAGACGAACAAAAGCUGUUCCCGUCCCUGUUUCUUGUCCUCCCGCGGAGCUGUGUCGCCAACUCGCGAUACUGUUCCCUCGCCCGACUCACGGAGCUGAUGUCGCUGCUCGGAUAUGUUCAGAUUGAGAGCAAAUUCACGAAUAA
Messenger RNA from Sodiomyces alkalinus F11, 921 nucleotides. RefSeq lists its product as hypothetical. NCBI's taxonomy places the organism in Eukaryota, Fungi, Ascomycota, Sordariomycetes, Glomerellales, Plectosphaerellaceae. The annotation marks the transcript as partial. Gene Ontology annotation, cellular component: nucleolus. Gene Ontology annotation, molecular function: rRNA (adenine) methyltransferase activity. The transcript has a single exon. The record is from RefSeq and is a predicted model, not a curated record.